AUGGCAAACAAGGUGCUAAAGGUUGCCGAGCGAGUGGCUUUACCAUUCAUCCAGCCAACCUCCGCCGAUCCAUUGACUAGUAGGUCCUUGGUCCUGGGUGAGUUAUGCUGGCAAAUUCAAGGAAUGAUGUACCAACAUGUGUUUCCAAACUCUUAUGACUCCAAGAAGAGUUACAAGAUGAAACACAUUGAGCAAGAUAUCGAUGAUCUGGAAGACGAGCAGCAAAGAAAAGAAGCGAAGAAGAUAUGGAAUGAGUUAAAACAAAAGCUCAAAUGUAAAAGGCGACACAUAAGAGCUAUGAAGUCUAUCCAAGAUGGUCGAAAUGUGACGGCUCAUCCCGUGAUUGAUGAAGUCCUCGUGGAUACCUCGGUGAGAAUCAUGAAUGAGGCAGGAAAGCUGGAAGACUGGCACUAG
Molecule: messenger RNA, 414 nt
Organism: Pocillopora meandrina
Lineage: Eukaryota; Metazoa; Cnidaria; Anthozoa; Scleractinia; Pocilloporidae
Source: the annotation of a GenBank genome assembly